This is a messenger RNA of Ictalurus furcatus (blue catfish), 2835 nucleotides long. It is a transcript of the gene kras, whose product is annotated as v-Ki-ras2 Kirsten rat sarcoma viral oncogene homolog. Bases 252 to 818 code for a protein of 188 amino acids. Gene Ontology annotation, biological process: Ras protein signal transduction. The transcript is spliced from 5 exons. Gene Ontology annotation, molecular function: GTP binding; GTPase activity; GDP binding. Gene Ontology annotation, cellular component: plasma membrane. NCBI's taxonomy places the organism in Eukaryota, Metazoa, Chordata, Actinopteri, Siluriformes, Ictaluridae. The record is from RefSeq and is a predicted model, not a curated record.
UGACCUCCGUACAGGCGCGCGCGCGGAACAGGCCGAGCAAGAGGGAGAGGAGUGAACAUCGCCGUGCUUUCCGCCAAAUGUCUCGUAUCUAAGUGCGAUAAAUGUGCGACAUCGGGCUGGUGGAGUUCUCGCAGCGGUUCAUAUAGUGAAAAUGGCAGGAUCGGGUCUAAGGACAGGACUAUAGGCUGCACUUAACUUUAUUCGCCUUUCCUGGCUCGGACGCGGAACUUGCAACGCCAAAAAGGUGAAGAAUGACCGAAUAUAAGCUGGUGGUGGUUGGAGCUGGAGGUGUUGGAAAAAGCGCUCUCACCAUCCAGCUCAUCCAGAACCACUUUGUAGAUGAAUAUGACCCUACUAUAGAGGACUCGUACAGGAAGCAGGUGGUGAUUGAUGGGGAGACAUGUCUGUUAGACAUUCUGGACACAGCAGGUCAGGAGGAGUACAGCGCCAUGAGAGAUCAGUACAUGAGGACAGGAGAGGGCUUCCUCUGUGUCUUUGCCAUUAAUAACACCAAGUCUUUUGAGGACAUUCACCACUACAGAGAGCAAAUUAAGAGAGUGAAAGACUCCGAGGAUGUCCCCAUGGUGCUGGUGGGAAAUAAGUGUGACCUGCCAUCCCGCACAGUGGAUACCAAGCAGGCUCAGGAUUUAGCACGUAGCUAUGGAAUUCCUUUCAUCGAGACCUCGGCGAAAACGAGACAGGGGGUUGAUGAUGCCUUUUAUACUUUAGUCCGGGAAAUCCGAAAGCACAAGGAGAAGAUGAGCAAGGAGGGCAAGAAGAAAAAGAAGAAGUCCAAGACAAAGUGUAUACUAAUGUGAAUAAUUCGUCCAUUUCAGUAUCAACUCUGAACAGCUGAAAUAUUAAAGAACUGCAUUUUGUACAUUACACUAAAUUAUUAGCCUCUUCAGAGUACAGAAUGGAUUCCUAUUUUACUUCAUUUGCUAUCUUACAAACAAAUAAGCUCACUCUUGUCUAGUGCCAGAUGCCCCAAUGUGUUGGUCCUAAAUUACUUUGUAAUAUUAAAUUACAGCCAACAAUGAAAUUAUAUUGCCAAUAGAGUUAUUCUCUGGGUAUAUUUUCCCCAAUAUUCACUUGGAGCUUGUGGUUUAGGAGAUGGAAAGAGAAUAGAGGCAACUAGCAUUCUGUGCUUCAGAAUCCUAAGGAUUAAUGUUUUAAUACGAGUUACGACUAGAUCUGUGGAGAGGAGUGUUUUGUGCAGUAUAAAUUAAAGGACAUGCAGUUGAACAUUGCAGUUUGCCACACAUAAUACUAAUAGCACAGUGAACUUUGCGUAUAAGUAAGUUCCUGUUCCAUAUUCUACUUAUUUCUUUUAAUAUUGUACAGAAUUGACCCUGUGAUUCUUCAGUCUGAUUUGGUUAUGAUAUAAUGAACAGUAUAUAUCCUUAUAUAAUGUCCUUAUGUAGGACCAACACUAUUUGGGGUAAUAUUUUGAUAUCUCCACCACUGUGUAACAGAUGGUUUACCUGUCUGGGAUGUCAGAUUUAUAUUAACCUGCAUGUGAACGUCCAUUGUAGUCCAAUUUUAAGCCUUUGAUAGUGUGUAUGGAUGGUAAACUCUUAACCCUGAUCAGCGUUUUCAAUUGCAUGCCGUUCUUUGUGUAAUUUCCUGGAAAGGCAAGGAAAUGUUAUAAUGCUGCGUUAAAACAGGCCCUGUUUUCCAGGUGGGAAAUUCUUACCCAACAGUUUUUUUUUUGAUGAUGUUAUUGUUUUCUUUCAGUGUUCAGUUUAAUUUAAUGGUUGUCCACAUUAAAUUAGCUUAGAGAUGAAUGAUAAUAGCUGGAAUUAAAGAGUAAAUGCUAUAGUAGAGUAUAAAUCAGUUUAGAUGGUGGGUUUCCCAGUCUUAUGGUUUGUGGUUAGUAAAUUUGUAAGUUGUAAUGAUUUUUAAAGUUGCACAUACAUUAUUGAGGAUUUUUAAGGAUACGUCUGUUCUGUACAACAUGAUUUCCCCUGUUGUACCCAGCCAAAUGCCUCUUUUUUUUUUUUUUUUUUAAAUAAAUGAAAAUGUAUCCUACCACUAAUAAUUAGUUAAUAAUAUUGAAUAUUAUCCAUCUACUGAUCAGGAAAAAAACAAGGCAAACAAAUGACUCCUGUCUCAAAUUGCUGCAUAAAUGGCUUUGCAGGGAGGCACAACUGACAACACAAGCUUCUCACUUCCUGUAUCAGGUACAUGGCUGUAGUAUUGUGAGCAGAGCUGUGAACAAAUCUAACACACAGACACACACAUCUGCCUUUUCUUGCUAAUUUAUCCCAAAAGGCUGAUGUAAAAUGAAAGGCAGUGCUGACAAUUAAAUGUCAUUUCAGAGAGCUGUUAAAAACAAUAGUUGCCUUUUUGUAUUCGUCUUUUUUUUUCUUUUCUUUUCUUUUGUAUCACAGAUCCUUAAUCAGUGCUUUUUCAUGUUUUUCCAUCAUAUUACAUGAAUGAAAUGGCCUGAUCUAUCGCUAAUGGUGCAUCUUCAAGGAGGCAAACAUGCAUAAAAUAAACAAAAUCAGGAUAACUGUUAUUAUGCAAUGUUAAUCCAGGUAAAGGCUGUUUUAAGCUGUUCUGUUACCUCUGUCCCAUUAAGAUAUGGUAACUUGAUGUCACGCUGUAUUCAAAUUAGCAGUCAUUUUUGUGUCUUUCCCCAUCUCACUCUUAAUGUCUCCUUCUCUUCUGUUUGUGGUGUGCCAAUGGAGAAAGUUCUUAAAAUACUUAAUGUAUACCUGGAGUGUAUUUUAACAACCUUUGUACAGUUGUGAUACAGAAAGAUGCAUAUUUUGUAAAUUGUGCUUUAGGUGGUUUUUUUUGUUAAUAAAUGUCACUUUAAUAGACCUGAAA